This is a messenger RNA of Punica granatum (pomegranate), 1671 nucleotides long. The record is from RefSeq and is a predicted model, not a curated record. NCBI's taxonomy places the organism in Eukaryota, Viridiplantae, Streptophyta, Magnoliopsida, Myrtales, Lythraceae.
UUAUUUAUGUGGAACAGCCCAUCGUCUUCUCGCUCAUUCAAACCGUUGGUUCAGCAGAGCAAAGUUCCAGACACAGACAGACAGACAUGCACACACACUGAGGAAGGAAGGAAGGAAGGACAGAGAGGAGAAGAAUCCUCAUUGAACCCGAGAAGGAGAAGAACACCCACCCCCUGUGCGAGCGCUAAUUAGCUCCAAGAAACAUAGCAGCAAAGCAACAGCAACAGGACAGCAAAUCCUUCUGCCGGCAACCCAACCCCCAGAUCCGCCAUCUUCCCUACCCGCAUUUGCUAUAAUUCCCCCCCGCUCGCCCUCCCUACGGAGGCGAUGGACUCCUCGCCGGCGUCUUUCGGAGGAGACUGCUGCGACGACGUCAUGAGGCACCAGCGCCGGCGGCGGGCGGCCGCGGGUAAGCCCGAGAAGGGUUGCCGGUUGGGGCGGCAGCAGUCCAUUGGCCGAGACAUAGGGCACGCAGCGGCGGAGACUUACUUGGUGACUUGGCUCAGCUUCAAGCUCCUCCGUUGCCUCGGGGUAGGCUACCGGUGGAUUAUGAAAUUACUCGCUCUCGGUUGCUAUGCUAUGCUCCUUAUGCCUGGUUUUAUUCAAGUUGCAUAUUAUUAUUUCUUCUCAAGUCAAGUCCAACGCAGUAUUGUAUAUGGAGAUCAACCAAGAAAUAGAUUGGAUCUGCAUUUACCAAAGAAUAGUGAAGGGUCGAAGCCAGUUGUGGCAUUUGUCACUGGUGGAGCUUGGAUCAUUGGGUAUAAGGCAUGGGGUGCUCUUCUGGGCAAACAGUUGGCCGAAAGAGAUAUUAUUGUGGCAUGUAUUGAUUACAGAAAUUUUCCCCAGGGGACCAUCAGUGAGAUGGUCAAUGAUGCAUCUCAGGGAAUCUCUUUCGUUUGUAACAACAUUGCCGAAUAUGGAGGUGACCCCAACAGGAUUUACCUAAUGGGUCAAUCGGCGGGUGCUCAUAUUGCUGCUUGUGCUCUCAUAGAGCAAGCAAUUAAAGAAUCUCUAGGGGACAGCAUUUCCUGGAGUGUGUCCCAGAUAAAAGCAUAUUUUGGUUUGUCUGGAGGGUACAAUUUAUUCAAUUUAGUUGAUCACUUUCAUAAUCGAGGCCUCUACCGUUCCAUUUUCUUGAGCAUAAUGGAGGGGGAGAAAUCGUUUGAACAAUUUUCUCCUGAAGUUCGUGUACGAGAAAUUGCCAACAGAAACUCAGCUUCCCUAUUGCCUCCAAUCUCCCUUUUCCAUGGAACCACUGACUAUUCAAUACCAGCAGAUUCCAGCAAAACUUUUGUAGAGACCCUCCAGAAAGUCGGUGCCCAGGCUGAACUAAUUCUGUAUGAAGGGAAAACACACACCGAUCUGUUUCUCCAGGAUCCUCUUCGAGGUGGGAAAGAUGAUUUAUUCGACCACAUUGUUGCUAAGAUACAUGCAGACGACCCUGAAGCUCUUGCCAGAGAUGCAGUGGCACCCCCAAGGAGACGGCUUGUUCCGGAGAUCUUGCUUUUGUUGGCUCACAAGAUCAGCCCCUUCUAGUUUAGGUCACAUUCAUGUAUAUCAUAUAUCUUCACAAUCGAACUAUCAUCGUAUACAUAAUGUGUGCACUUAUCAUCAAUUAUUGAAUUGAAACGCAUGCUCCUAUGCCGAGAUAUUGUCAUUCUUUCCAAGUGA